Messenger RNA from Saccharomycodes ludwigii, 2184 nucleotides. RefSeq names its product Cub1p (gene CUB1). Lineage: Eukaryota; Fungi; Ascomycota; Saccharomycetes; Saccharomycodales; Saccharomycodaceae. Gene Ontology annotation, cellular component: nucleus; cytoplasm. Bases 1 to 2184 code for a protein of 727 amino acids. The record is from RefSeq and is a predicted model, not a curated record. The transcript has a single exon.
AUGUCCCAAUAUCAGGAAGUCGUACCGGAGGAGGAGGAAUCUAUUUUAAAUUAUUUUCUAGAAGUUAGAAACUCAUUGUCACAUCUAAAACAAGAUAGAAAACAAUAUUUAAACUCCAAAGACGUGCAAAAGAUUUACCAACAAGUUUUAACUCAAGUCAGAAAAUUGGAUGCAAUCAGAAGCAAGCAUAAUGGUCCCAAUGCUUCUGACGGCCCUAAUGUCCUAAUUUCUAAUAAUCGUGUUGAUAGUGUUUUAGAUGAUGUGUUUCAAUUAUUAAGUUUGAGUUUCAUCACUGUUGGUUUGAAAAACUCUGCUCCUGCCACUUACGCUUCAUUGUCUACUGUUCAAAGAUUAUUAGAGCAUUUGGAAGAGUCUAAGGUUUAUACUCACCAUGAUUUAAGACCAAUUAAGGAAAGACUAAAUGAGAUCAGUGUAAUAGUUACCAAAAACAAUUACAAAACGUAUGUUUACGAUUACGAUCAGGAAGAUCAACCUGAGAUCAGCGAGAUUGAGGAUAAGAAUAAAGUUGAAGAGGACUUAUUGUUACGUGCGAAAUUAAAACAUUGUAUGGAUGAAUACCAAAAAAUUGAGAACAAUAUUGAAGAAACCGAUCCCCAGUUACAAAGUCUUACUGAAAGGUUGUAUUCUAUUAGAAGAAAUCUACUAAGCUUGGCUGCCGCAACAAGAAAGACCCCUGGUUCUAGUAGUACUAAUCUAGUCGCUGAUAAAAAUGUUAUGUUUAAAGUUAAAGAAUACGAGAAAGAAUUAUCUGAAUUAGAAUCACACCGUGAUGAAUUUGGGAAAUUCAAAAGUCUGGAAACUGGCAAAGUUGUGGAAAAUGGUCAAAAUGUAUUGAACGGUUUAUUAGAUGAUUGUCAUGAUUUACUUAGCGAUUUGUUGCAUCACCAUAGCAGUGGUCUUGAAAAAGACCCCAAUUUGAAGAAAAUUUAUGAAAGUUUAAUUGAGAUCAAAACCUCUUUGGAGAAUUUGUUGGUUACCAGAAGAUGGACUUUGAGAGAGACUGAUUUGUUUACUUAUCAGAAAAGGUUAUCUGACAUUGAUUCUAUGAGGGUUAAUGGUAAGUUUCCAACAAGCGUUAAUGGCAAUGGCGAUCCUGAUAACAAAAAGUCACAAAGUAUUUUAUUGUAUUUGUUACGUAGAUGUUACGCGAUUAUCUAUAAAUUAUUGGAAAGUAGUGAGCCUGUCAGUGAGAGUUUACAGAGAAUACAUAACCAAUUAACUACUGUUCGCCGUUGUUUGUUAGAUUUGAAGAGAAUGGGUGGUGUUGACAGUGAAAGAGAAUUGUACCCAUAUCAGAUGAAACUAGCUUCUUUAGACAAUUUAAGAACCGAUGGUAAGUUUUAUGACGAUGAUGGUAAUAUACCGGAAGGCCAAGGUACUUUGAACGCUUUACUAAGCGAAUGUUUUGAUAUUUUGCAUGAAUUAAAGAUUGAAGCUGAAGAAAAGGAAGAGCAAAGAGAAAGAGAACGUUCUACCGCUAAACAAAAAAUAGACAGUGAUAAUAAUCUUGAAAAUAAUAGUGAUAUUAUUGAAGAAAGUGAUAGCAGUUGUAGUAGCAGUAACAACAGUAUCAAAAAGGGCUCGGAUGCUAAUACAAAUAGCAAAAUAACUUUAGACGAAGAAUCGCAAGAUGAAGAUGCUAUUAAGCUAACUAAAGAUUCAACUACUAGAGACGUAGCCGACUUUGAAGAGACGGGUGGAAACGGUACCAAUGAUACACAUCAUCUCAAAUAUUUAAAUGAUAAUGAGUAUAAUAGUACAGGCGAAGAUGAGGAAGAUGAGGAAGAAGAAGCAGAAGAAGAAGGAGACGGGAAUGUUAGUUCUUCAAGUUCUAGUAACGUUGAGGAUGCCGAGAGCCUUAGCAAAAGUACAAAUACAAGGACUGGAAACCGUAAAGAAGGCUCAGUCGAAUUAUUGAAGAAAGCUACCACUAGUGGUAUGGCACAUGGUAAGGAUAACAAAAAAAAAACGAAUAGUAUUAGCACUAUAAGCACUAAUACUGGUACGGAGAAGGGAGGUAUUCAUGAAGAUGUUGAUUACAGCGAUCAUAGUUACAAGGACUAUGACGAUGAUGAUGUCGAAGAUAGCGAGGAAGAAGAAAAAAAAGAACAGGGAAAUAAUGAUGAUGAUGAUGAUCUUAAAUUACAAAAAAUGAAGGAGUGA